AUUACUACUUUCUUGAUUUCGUUGAAGUGUCAUUUUUGGGUGGUUCUCAAUAUGGUCCCAAUAAGUGUUGCAUAUCAGUGGAGUCUCAACGUGAUGGCGUAAAAGAGUUGACGGGACUGAGACAUGUAAAUAGUUUUUUUGUAUUAUUGUGUUGCGCUACACCGAUGUUGUAUAUUCUUCAUGAAAAGACGAGAUUUUAUAAAUUUCUGUGUGUUGGGUAA
Molecule: messenger RNA, 221 nt
Organism: Loa loa (African eye worm)
Lineage: Eukaryota; Metazoa; Nematoda; Chromadorea; Rhabditida; Onchocercidae
Exons: 5
Source: RefSeq, a predicted model, not a curated record